AUGGUUCGGAGGUGCACAGGCACGGCCAUCGCAAGCCGGUGUCGAUGCAUGCGGAGAUGCACGCGAUUUUUAGCGUCACUGGCAUGUCCCCGUCGUUCAAGAAGCAAGUUCAAGGGACUGAGCGGCGAGUUCCACGGGGGACACUCGGCACACCGCCAGAACAUCGAACAAAAGGGACAAAAGGGAGCGCAGGUGCCGAAUGGUGCCUUUCAGGGUGCAGACGGCUUGCAGGUUCAGACUCAUUACACGCCCACUGUGCGCUGGCCCAAAGGGAAGAGUAAGCGCUCGCUGCGAGGCAGCGGUGCGGGGGGCAGCGGCUCCAGCAGCGGAAGUGAGAGUAGUGCGAGUGAGAAUCCACACUUUAUCACGUCAGAGUCCUGCGGCAGUUGCUCAGGGAAGGAGGUGGAGAGGAGAUGGGACGCCCGGCGGCGCGAUUCUCGGGUGAACGGCGCGGAUAUUUAUGUGGCUCGAUUCACGAAGAACGGGAUGGGCAGCGCCAGGCCCUGCUGGCGUUGUUUGGAGUGGUGCAAGUGGGCCGGGGUCAAACGGAUAUUCCACUGGAACAACGAGGAGGGCAGGUUCGAUGUCGUGAAGGUGAACAGCGCGCAAAGGGAUAUAUACGAGACGCACGCCGAUUUUCGCCUUUUCGCCGGACUGGGAUGGUGA
Messenger RNA from Sparassis crispa, 666 nucleotides. RefSeq lists its product as hypothetical. The coding region runs from base 1 to 666 and encodes 221 amino acids. The record is from RefSeq and is a predicted model, not a curated record. The transcript has 3 exons. NCBI's taxonomy places the organism in Eukaryota, Fungi, Basidiomycota, Agaricomycetes, Polyporales, Sparassidaceae.